ACAUUUCUGCACCACUCAUCAAAACUCUGCGGCAUGCAGACAAGAGCCGGGGGGGAGGGCACUUACUAGGUCUGUUCAGACUAUAGGACCGCUGCCUCUUCUGGCAGUCUUUAAGUUCUUCUUUAUUCCAAAGGCUUCUGUAGUGUUUUUACUUUCAUUUGUGCUCGUUUAAGUAGCUUUCUUUAGCUGCCGGUCUUUUGCCAUCACCGCGGUGGUGCAGCAGGGCUCUCUCUAGUCUCCUCUGCUGUCAGGGUAAAUUGUUUUACACCGGCUCUUGUUGCAUCAGGCAAUCAUUUUUAUUUCACGCUCGGAGUCCAAACUUGUAUGACAAAAUGGCAAAGGAUGGAGAAAAAGGCGAGUGGAAAGAGUAUAUAUGGAACCCGAGGACGAGGGAGUUUCUGGGCAGAACGGCGAGCAGCUGGGGACUUAUCCUUCUCUUCUAUUUGAUUUUCUACAUCUUCCUUGCUGGCUUGUUUGCUCUCACCAUGUAUGUCAUGCUGCAGACCUUGGACGACCACAAACCAACCUGGCAAGACAGGCUCUCCACACCAGGCAUGGUGAUAAGGCCCCGCACAGAUGAUUCCUUGGAGAUUGUCUAUAAUAUCCAGAACACUGAGAGCUGGGACAUGUACGCUCAGGCUCUGGACAAGUUCCUGUCACCCUACAACAACUCCAUCCAAGCCCAGAAAAACCACGAGUGCACCCCGGAUCAGUACUUUCAGCAGGAAGACAGUGGCGAUGUGAAGAACAACCCCAAGCGCUCCUGUCAGUUCAACCGCACCAUUCUUGAGGACUGCUCUGGAAUCACGGACCGUUACUAUGGAUACCAGGAGGGCAAGCCAUGCAUCAUCAUCAAGCUGAAUCGGGUGAUAGGGAUGCUACCAGGAAAGGAUAGACAGGCUCCAUAUGUGACCUGUGGUGCAAAGAAAUACAAAGUGGGGAAAGAUGAAUGGAGAGAAGACACUGACAAAAUUGGACAGUUGGUUUACUAUCCUCCCAAUGGCACUUUCAAUCUCAUGUACUACCCUUACUAUGGCAAGAAAGCUCAGGUGAAUUACUCUCAGCCUUUGGUCGCCGUCAAGUUCCUCAACAUCACUGUCAAUGAGGACAUUAACAUCGAGUGCAAGAUCAACGCCAACAACUUUCCCGGUGGUAACGAUAGAGACAAGUUUGCGGGAAGAGUGUCUUUCAAGCUGAGGAUCAACACCAAUAAUUAAGUUGACCUUUUUCCCCUGAAAACUACUUCCUUCAUUCUCUGCAACACAGCACAUGCACAGAAAAAAAAUGGCAGCAUUCACACCCUUUGUAGCAUUUGUUUACAAACCCCUCCCCUGGCAUUGUGGGGGGAAGUCUCCAGUUGUGCGAUGAGUUGAGGCAAGAGUAAAAGGGUGGUAAUCCUGUCAUUAUUUCUGUCUGUGAGCAUUCAGACAAAUUAUUUUCUGUAAAUUAGUUUAAGGUGACGUCUAUUUAUACUGCAUGACAAACUAGGGGAUAUAAAGGAUGUGUUUUGAAAGUUUGCAAGGAUCAGCAACAUUACCACUAUAUUGCUGCUCCCCUCCCGCUGCCUCCUUAUAGAGUGUCCCUCUAUAUAUGAAUAUACACGAAUCACAAUACAAAAUGUGUAUUUCUAAAGUACUUAUACGGUAUCAUAACCUUGUAUCAGUACGUCUAUUUUGUUGCACUUAAAAGAAUAAUCCAACAAACUAGCAUAUAUCUCGAUGGAUGGAUGCAGAGAUGAAGCCAUUUGCAUGUGUGUAUUGUCUUUAGUGUGCUACGAGGGCAGGAGGCCCCUGCGUCCCUCCUCUCUGCUAAGUUUGAAAUAAGGCGAUGUAAAACCACUGACCACCAGGAGGGACCGCACAAAAAGAUGCGGCAAGGUCUCCAAAAAAGACACACAAAAAAAAAAAUCAACAUGAAGUUAGACAGCAGAGGUGUAGAAGUGUGAAGAGUACAGGAGAGUGUGUGUUUCUGUGUGCGUUUGUGUUUUCCGUUGACAGGUCCUGUUUCAUACUGUAGGUCGGGAAGUUGCAUGCAAUGUGCAAUAUUCAUUAAGUGGCAUACAUUAUGAAUGCUUGAGGCCAUUCAUCAGAUGACGUUUAUUAAAUAGUAAUCAUUUUGGAUCAUUUGAUAUUCCUGCCGCUUGCCUGACCCGGGAGUGGCUAAUAAAACAGAUGUUAUACAUAUCUGGGAGUUGUUCUAUUAACACUGCUGAUGCCUAAAUGACAUCAGUUAUAUUGCAGACGUUAUAACAGUCUAACCUUAAAUUAACAAGAAAUACCUUAAUCAAAUUGGGGGCCCCAAAGCUCCCACAUAGUUUCUUUUAGUCUUCCAGCCCAGUCCACCAUGUUAACAUCAUACACGUGCAGCACAAAUAAUCCUUUUGCUGCACAACGUCAUCAUCUAUCACACUAAGUUACACUAAGAAUUGCUUUCUUGUGUCUCAGUUUUAACAUAAAUAUUUAGAGUUUUUUUUGUUCUUGGGUGUAUUGCAUCUAUUUUAUUUGUACCAGAAAUAGAUGACACUGUGACAUUUUUUUAUUGUCUUGCACUGAAGUGUGCUAUUUUUCCUAUUUAUUCAUUCUUUUGUGAAGAGGUGAAUUAAUGUAUUUACAGUUGUGGAGGAAGAGGAGGAGGAUGUAGAAAAUGUGUUUUUGUUCCCUUUGUUUCAUUCAGAUUCAUGAUCAUCCUCUAAAGUGUUCAUCCAGGAUGUCAAACCAGUUGAUAUCAAAAUGUAAAGUUGCGUCUUCUUUUAGAGGUUACUAGAGAUUUGACCGACUAUAUGAAUUGUUAGUGCACCCAAGCUUUGGUUUAACUGUAGUGAGUGACUUGCGAUUGGUUCAUUGACCACAUAGUAUAAACAAAUGUUUUCAUUAGUUUGUUUUGUUGUUAAGAAUUUCACUGUUGUGUGAAUGAGUCUAAAGGAGACACUAUCAUGAUAACAAGGCCACCUCUUUCAAAGUCAUUCAUUUGAACUUAUUUUUGGUGCGUAACGUGCGUUCACUGUGCUGCACAGUCACACAGAUUUGUAAGAAGCUAAUGUUGGCUGGAGAAAUCUGUGGAGUCACACUUUCAAACUCAGGCACAUUACCUUGGCACAGCCACAGAACUGGACCAGUUCGACUGUGAUCCUGCCAUGUCAGUGCAGCGUAUGUGGAACACAAGCAUCUGUUCACUCACAUUAAGGUCUGGCUUGACUUCACAACUUAAUUUUUCUCUCGGCAACAUGUUUCGCAGCAUGCUAGCGUCUAAAUAAUAUAGAAAUUUAAAGAAAUUUGUUUUAAUGUGCUUCCUUCAUCUAUAUCUGAGGGGGUCAUUCAUAAUGAAGGAUGUGCUCUAACAGUUGUACAAGGCUGUUUUUUUCAUUUGCAUUUUCACUGAGUCUCCACUGACCGGUUCACAUGUAUUUCUCCUUUGGCAACACUUACUUAAUUUCACAGUAAUCUCUUAAUCUGGUCAGCUAAUCCAGAACAGGCACGCUGAACUUCUUUACCUACUUUGCUGCUCCUCCUCCUUGUGUCAAACGCCCGCUUCAAAACCCAACAAAGCGCGUUUCACUUCAUUUCAUUUCAAUGGCCCCGAGCCACUUUUGCUUACAAUUAUUAAAUCCAGUGAUGUCACAGCUCGGCCAGUAAAAUGUUUUGCUUCAUCGCCUGAUCGGACAGUCAUGUUUUACUCAUGUGCAAGAUUGCUCCUUCAACCAAAGAUCUUCCUGACAGUUUAAAUUGUAUUUAUUUGUGCUGAGUUGACACAUUCUCAGCAACUGAUCUGAGUAAGAAUCUCGUGCAGAGAUACUAGAAGACCCAGCUUGUUGAAAGGCCUCCUCUUAUAUAAUAAUGAUACGCACAAAAGGAACAUUUCACUACGACGUAAGAGUGCCUCCUGGUGGACAGACAGUGUUGUUUCCCAGUGUCACAGAAUGUUAUUUCCUCUGGUCUCCAUUUAUCCGUUUUAGUUUAUAAUUUAUUUAUUUAUUUUUUUUUUUCUGUGAUAACUUGGAGAUGUCCUCAAAAAGCAAUAUAUUUAUUUCUUGUGUGGCUGUAUGACUACAAAAGGGUAUAAUGAAAACAACACAUACCACCAAGAGCAAGGAAGGAAAGGGAAGGGACAUAUAGUGUAUUAUUAUUCAAAUGAAACAAUAUAAAAAGAAUGGCUUUGUCUAUAAAAGAAUAUUUUGUUGUAAAGAGGUUUGUUCGUUUAUGUCACCAUCUGAUCUACCUUCUCAAAGCUUCUAAGACCUUGCAGUCAAAGUCCUAAUGUAACUGCAAAGGGGCUCAAUGCAAAUGUUGGACAGCGUUUAUUGAGAGUAUUAACUCAAUAAGAAUCCCCCACCUUUAAGUUAAGUAGUCCACUUGCAUAAGACUGCAGUGAAAAGAUCGCUCAAGAAAGACACUCAUGAAAUUUGUUCCAAUGCUCUCGCCCAAACGGAUGAUAAAAUAUUCUGGAUCUUUAUUUUUUGCUCUUACUCUAUGUAUAUUUUUGCUCAUGUUUACUGCAAACCAAGAUAGAAAAAUUAAUAAAUGUCAUUUAAGGGAACUCAAA
Mugil cephalus (flathead mullet) is the source of this 4539-nucleotide messenger RNA. RefSeq names its product ATPase Na+/K+ transporting subunit beta 2b (gene atp1b2b). Gene Ontology annotation, biological process: sodium ion export across plasma membrane; potassium ion import across plasma membrane; intracellular potassium ion homeostasis. The transcript has 8 exons. The record is from RefSeq and is a predicted model, not a curated record. Bases 333 to 1217 code for a protein of 294 amino acids. Gene Ontology annotation, molecular function: ATPase activator activity. NCBI's taxonomy places the organism in Eukaryota, Metazoa, Chordata, Actinopteri, Mugiliformes, Mugilidae. Gene Ontology annotation, cellular component: sodium:potassium-exchanging ATPase complex.